AUGGGUCGGCCACCGCACAGUGGCCCGCCGCUGGGCCCGCCGCUGGGCCCGCCCGGCGCUCCACCGCUCAGACCCGGGUUCCAGCGCCCCUUUGCCCCUGCGAUGAUCGGGGGUGGUGCAGCGCUCGGGGUCCCACUCCGCCCGCCAGUGCAGGAGCGCGACCUGGCAAUCGCCUCCGCAGUGGCCACCGCCGCUGCCAAGGCGGCGUCAGAGUGGGACGAGGCCGAGUCGCGGAGGGCGAAGGACGCCAAGAUGGCUGCGCGCAGGGCGGCCGACGAGGCGGCAGAGGCGGUGGAAGCGCAGGCGAAGCUGUGCGAGGAGGCGGAUGCCGCGCUUCGGCAGGCGGUGGCCAAGCUCGAAGAGCUCGAGCGCGUCAAGCAGCAGGCGCACACCGGGCUGCCGAUGCUCCACAGCGGCACCGCGAAACGCUGGAACCCGCAGAAGGGGUUCGGCUUCAUCGUGCCGCGCGGGGGCGAGGGGUCCGACCUCUUUUGCCACACAAACGACAUCUUGGACGGCGUUCGGCUGCCGGACGGCGCCCCGGUGCGCUUUGUCCAGUGCUUCGACGAGCGCAAGCAAAAGUACUACGCGGCCGAGGUAACGGGCGGCGCUCCGGCGGCCGAGCCCGAGGCGGGGGAGGAGGAGAGCAGGGGCGACGGAAAGGCGGGCUCAGGGUGGCAGAAGCCGAAGCGGCAGCGCGCGCUGGAGUGA
Molecule: messenger RNA, 711 nt
Organism: Emiliania huxleyi CCMP1516
Lineage: Eukaryota; Haptophyta; Isochrysidales; Noelaerhabdaceae
Exons: 1
Coding region: 1-711 (236 amino acids)
Molecular function (GO): nucleic acid binding
Source: RefSeq, a predicted model, not a curated record